Paramisgurnus dabryanus is the source of this 934-nucleotide messenger RNA. RefSeq names its product zinc finger protein 706. The record is from RefSeq and is a predicted model, not a curated record. NCBI's taxonomy places the organism in Eukaryota, Metazoa, Chordata, Actinopteri, Cypriniformes, Cobitidae.
AAUGUAGGUGAAUUUUGAAAUACCCAUAUUAUGUAAACGUCAUUGACGGAAGCUGUUGAAUUACGUCAUUAGCCCUUCACUUCCUGGCCCGUGGUAACGCCGAGUUCGUGUGUAGAGAAGGCCAUGGCUCGUGGGCAGCAGAAGAUACAGUCCCAACAGAAGAACGCAAAGAAAGCAGCCGAGAAAAAGAAGGGUCAAGCAGCAGAUCAGAAGACUGCAGCCAAAGCAGCUUUGGUUCACACAUGUCCUGUCUGCAGGACUCAGAUGCCAGACCCAAAGACAUUUAAACAACAUUUUGAAAGCAAACACCCAAAGUCUCCUAUGCCUCCAGAACUGGUUGAUGUACAAGCUUAAAAGAUGAACCUAAAACAGGGACCCCGGGUAAGAAAUGCCAUGUUUUCUGCCAACUGACUCGACUCGCUGUAUUAAACAUAGACCCUGAACCAGAUGUGGAUACAGUAACAAGGAGAUUUAAGGACAGACACAAGCACACCAGCACUCAUUAUUUUUUAUAUUUUUAUAUUGCUUCCAUCUUUUCAAAGUGUGCUGCGUGACCUAACAGUUUCAUUGUUAUGUGCUUUCACUCAUAUUUAUGCACCACUGAAGACGAGACAUCUUUUCUAUUGCCCCAUGGUGUUUUUGUCCCUGUAAAGUUUGAUUUUUAAAACCUGAUUAGGUGCUGUCCACCAUGUUUUCUAAAGGUUAUCAGAAAAUGCCCUGAUCUUUUAACUGUGAACCAUGGUUAAGAGCUGCACCAUUGUGUGUAUUACUUAAUAUAGGAACCAGGAAUGGAAUAAAUUGCGUUAAUGUGCUUGAAAUGAUCACACAUGCGAUACAACUGCUCCUGUUUUAGUACACGGAAUGAGUCAGUAACCAUGGACACACUUUUGUUACAUUGAUUUCUAAAGUUUUCAAUAAAUGUAUAUGCAUAUAA